Molecule: messenger RNA, 1435 nt
Organism: Brachypodium distachyon (stiff brome)
Lineage: Eukaryota; Viridiplantae; Streptophyta; Magnoliopsida; Poales; Poaceae
Product: transmembrane protein 56
Exons: 9
Coding region: 222-1043 (273 amino acids)
Biological process (GO): lipid homeostasis
Cellular component (GO): endoplasmic reticulum; membrane
Source: RefSeq, a predicted model, not a curated record
CCAUCUCUCUCUCUUCGUCCUCUUAACCCUUUCCUUCCACUCGUCCCCGUCAUUUUCCGUUCUGCCUUGUGCAACGGGCGAGGCGAGGAGGCAAAAUAUAGCCAAGCCAGCCUCCAAUCCAACCCGUCCCGAUUGCUUUGCACCGACGAAACCUCGCCCUCCCUCCAUCCCUGCCGUAACAGCAAGCCCGGCGAGGCUGCUGAGUCAAGAUAUAUGAAUUGAUGGAUCUGUCCACAACUUCAGAAAUGGCUAAGGCCUACUCGGACAAAGCAGAAUCACUUGUUAAGGAAUAUCUUCUUGCAGAUUCAUAUGUUUCGUACACCGCUGUGCUUGGUGGGAUCCUGAUGUGCAAGAUGGUCUAUGACAUUACACACUUAGUCAGCUCAUUCUACUACAAGAGUUAUGCUUCUCUUUCGAAAAUCCAAAAGCUUGAGUGGAACAACAGGGGCAUGUCCACCAUUCAUGCAAUGUUCAUCACAUUCAUGUCAGUGUACCUAGUAUUCUUCUCCGAUCUAUUCUCUGAUCAGCUGGAUGGACCAGUAACUUUGCGGAGCUCAAACAUCUCUAAUUUUACACUGGGGGUUUCUGUCGGGUACUUCAUCACUGACCUUGCUAUGAUACUAUGGGUUUAUCCUAAACUAGGUGGACUGGAGUAUCUUCUCCAUCACAUCCUGUCACUUGUUUCCAUAGUCUAUGCUAUGUAUUCUGGGGAAGGUCAGUUGUAUACAUACAUGGUUCUCAUCUCUGAAACAACCACGCCUGGAAUCAACCUCCGAUGGUUUCUUGAUACUGCUGGACUGAAAAGAUCCAAAGCCUAUCUUGUGAAUGGUGUCUCAAUGUUUGUUGCAUGGCUGGUGGCACGGAUAAUUUUGUUCAUCUACUUGUUCUACCACAUCUACUUCCACUAUGACCAGGUCAUGCUGAUGCAGACAUUCAGCUGCCUUCUGAUUUUUGCCGUGCCCACGAUACUGCUCGUUAUGAACACUAUUUGGUUUGCCAAGAUCUUGAGAGGCCUUCAGAAGACGCUGGCCAAGAAGCAGUGAAGAGAAAAAUGGCAGAUGAAAGCUCACGGACCGUCUACAAAUCCUCCUCCCUUGCAGUCACGUACAACUACAUAUACGUCUUGAGUAAAGCUAGUUAGUGCAACUCGUACGCAAGUUAAAUUCCUCGUAGAUGACUCCGAUACGCUUGUGCACAGCCCCAAAUUUUCCCUGGAUAUUCUACCCUGUACAUACUACACCCGUCCGGGUCGGCUAUUCCUUAGAAUGCUUCAAAUCACCUGUGCAUCAGAUGCCUCAACCAUCACGGAUGAGGUGGUUGGUCAUCAAACUGACCUAGAGAGGUUGAAACCUGGAACUCUGUUUCUAGUCACAACUCUAAAUGUAAAUUCGGUAUUGUUCUUGACUUCUGAAUCUGAAUAGCAGUAGAUCAUUCA